Messenger RNA from Vicia villosa (hairy vetch), 3137 nucleotides. Its product is annotated as kinesin-like protein KIN-10C. Bases 116 to 3001 code for a protein of 961 amino acids. The record is from RefSeq and is a predicted model, not a curated record. The transcript has 21 exons. Gene Ontology annotation, molecular function: microtubule motor activity; ATP hydrolysis activity; ATP binding. Gene Ontology annotation, biological process: microtubule-based movement. Gene Ontology annotation, cellular component: kinesin complex; microtubule. NCBI's taxonomy places the organism in Eukaryota, Viridiplantae, Streptophyta, Magnoliopsida, Fabales, Fabaceae.
UCUAACGGCUAUUUCCAUUUCUACCUCUAUUUUUUUUUCUUCUCCUCUCUUCUUUCUCUACAAAUUCAACGCUCUCUCUUCGUUCACUUCACUCUCAACUAAACCCAUCCUUUCAAUGGCAUCAACCCAAUCCGGCUUCACGGAAACCAUUCAGGGUCCAAAGGUUCGGGUAGUGGCAAAAAUUCGUGGGUUUUCGGAUCCAGAUACCAAUUUCGAAACCUCCAGGAGUGUGGAAUGGGUUUCAGUGAACACGGAAAAUUCUGGGGAAGUUACCAUCUCCUUUAAAGAACAAUCCUCUAGCCGGUAUUCAGUUGACUACUGCUACAACGAACAUGAAGAUAAUGAAGUAAUCUAUUCAAAGGAGGUGAAACCUCUUGUUUCGGCUGCUUUUGAAGGUAUUAAUAGCACAAUUAUUGCUCAUGGAGCUAGAGGAAGUGGCAAAACUCAAUUAAUUCAGGGCUCUUUGGAGAAAUCGGGUUUGGCAAUGCUGGCUAUUUCGGAGUUUCUCUCUAUGGCUGAGAAAAAUGGGAAAUCUAUAGCAGUUUCUUUCUAUGAUGUUGAUCAUCAAGACCAUGCUGCUGAUUUAUUAAAUCCAGAACAAUCACCAAUUUUGGUGCUUGAAGAUCACGGAAGAAUUCAGUUUAAAGGACUUACUCAAACUCCUGUGAAAUCCAUUGCUGAGUUUCAGAAUUUAUACAUCACAGCAUGUUCUGCGCAAACGUCUGCACCCAAGAAAGGAUUUGAGGCUGCACCCAAAAAAGGACUUGAGCCUGCUCGGAGAAGCCACUUGGGAUUAAUUGUUCAUGUCUUUGAACAUAAUGAAAGUGCAAAUGGUCUUGUGAGCAAAAUGAAUUUUGUUGAUAUGGCAGGUUAUGAAGAUCCUAGAAGGAAAAGUGGCGAUGCUUCAGGUGUUGCUGAGAAUAACAAAAUUAACAAGUCAAUUUAUGCCUUACUGAAUGUUUGUCAUGCUUUGAGCGCAAAUGAAAGUCGUGUCCCCUUUCGGGAAAGUAAACUCACACGCAUGUUGCAGGACUCCUUGAGGGGAACUAGCAAAGUUUUGCUGGUUUCGUGCUUGAACCCAUCAUUUUGCCAAGACACUGUUUACAUGCUUAGCUUAGCAUCACGGUCAUGUCAAAGGUCUCAUCAAACGCCCUUUGGUUCAACGAUGAAAACUGCUAGUUCAACCAGACAGACAGUGAACUUAGAGUCCACAAAGAAAAUUGCAAGUUCAGCAAGACAAACAGUUACCUUAGAUUCCUCAAAGAAAAUUGCAAGUUCAGCAAGACAAACAGUUACUUUAGAUUCCUCAAAGAAAAGUGCGAGUUCAGUAAGACAGCCAGUUACCUUAGAUUCCACAAAGAAAAGUGCAAGUUCUGUAAGACAGACAGUAACCUUAGAUUCUACAAGGAAAAGUGCUAGUUCUGUAAGGCAGUCAAAAACCUUAGAUUCAACAAGGAAAAGUGAAAAUUCAGUAAGGCAGUCAAAAACCUUGGAUUCAACAAGGAAAAGUGAAAAUUCAGUAAGGCAGACAAAAACCUUAGAUUCAACAAGGAAAAGUGAAAAUUCAGAGACAAAAACCUUAGAUUCCACAAAGAAAAGUGCAAGUUCAGCAAGACAGACAGUGGCCUCAGUUUCCGCGAAGAAAAGUGCAAGUUCAGCAAUGCAGUUUGUGACUGUUCGUAAAAACAAGAUACCCAAAAGUGUUUCUGCAUCAACAAAAGAAUUACCAGGUUCCAUAUCUCAUACAUAUGAUGAAGAAACAUGUGUUGUUGCUAUGAAGUCUGAAAUACAAGGAAGGAAAUUGUUUGAUGAAGUCAGCCACUCUGCUGCUAAAGCCGAGAAGGAAAUUACCAUUGCUGAUGUAACCAACACAUCACAGCCUUUACUGGACAAUUCAUUAUCAGAAGAUGUAUAUCAUGUUGAACUAAACUCUAGAGUUGAAAAGGUUGACUCAUCUUUGAAUGCUAGCAGUAAAGUGGAACUUGAUCCCAAAGUGGAAAAGGGUACUUAUUUUGAGGAUAAAGAGGAGACGAAUUAUAUCAUUAAUUACUCCAAAGAUUUGUCAAUGGCUAACGAAGGUCAUAACAUGAACAAGGAGAACAACAACUUAAUGGAAAAUGAAGAUUGUUCACCACCCAUUAGUUCUCAAUUGCGUGAACUUCAAUCUCUCGUUUCAUCAACUCCAUUAUGCAUGCAGUUACCAGAGGAGAAAUUCAUUUCACUUGAUGAAAAUCAGAUUUCUACUAAAACGGCAGAACCAAAAACUUCUGAUACUGAAAACCUAGAUGUAAUGAAUAAUAAAAGUUUUUGGGAAACAUUCAGCAUGCAUGGUUAUGGAAUGAAGAAUUCUACUGAAGUUACAGAGCCAAAAACUCUUGAUAUUGAAAUAGGAGAUGUAAUGAAUGCCAAAAGUCCUUGGGAAACAUUCAACAUGCAUGGUUCUGGAAUGAAGAAUUCUACUGAAGUUACAGAAGAACCAAGAACUCCUGAUAUUGACAUACGAGAUGUAAUGAAUACCAAAAGUCAUUGGGAAACAUUUAACUUGCAUGGUUCUGGAUUCAAGAAUUCUACUGAAGUUACAGAACCAAGAACUCCUGAUAUUGACAUACGAGAUGCAAUGAAUACCAAAAGUCCUUGGGAAACAUUUAUGUUGCAUGGUUCUGGAAGGAAGAAUUCUACUAAAGUUACAGAACCAAGAACUCCUGAUGUUGACAUACGAGAUGUAAUGAAUACCAAAAGUCCUUGGGAAACAUUUAACUUGCAUGGUUCUGGAAUGAAGAAUUCUCUUGUUAAAGACUACCUUAGAAUUUUAAACACAGCGGAAAAGGAUGAAUUAAAGAAGUUAAAGGGAAUUGGAGAGAAGAGAGCAAACUAUAUACUCGAGCUUCGUGAAGAAUCUCCAGAACCUUUCAAGAGUCUUGAUGAUCUGAAGGAUAUUGGACUUUCCGAAAAACAGAUUAAGGGAAUGAUGAAGAAGGAAGUUGGAGAGCUUUUCAAUUAGUUCUAAUAACAUUAUUGAUUGCUUGUAUUAAAAUGAAAUUUAUUCUGGCAACCUAAAGUUGCCUUUGAGUUGUGUGACAUUCAUGUAUGUAUAAAUAAUUCUUUCAUUAUAUAGGAUGAAAUUAUAUAUUGGAAUA